Molecule: messenger RNA, 2565 nt
Organism: Drechmeria coniospora
Lineage: Eukaryota; Fungi; Ascomycota; Sordariomycetes; Hypocreales; Ophiocordycipitaceae
Exons: 1
Coding region: 1-2565 (854 amino acids)
Biological process (GO): DNA repair; mitotic DNA replication checkpoint signaling; DNA damage checkpoint signaling
Molecular function (GO): chromatin binding
Source: RefSeq, a predicted model, not a curated record
AUGGCUCCGGCUGCGAAGCGCCGCAGGCGAAACCCCAUUGAGCAUUCGAGCUCCGAAGGCGAACAGCCCCGAACGAACACGCUUGCCAACUUCCUCGUCUCCUCCCCGAGUUCUGCGUCGAAGAAUGGCGUGUCGACGGCGAGAAUUCGCACCAAGACGCCAUCGGCCGGCCCGUCCCCGAGCAAGUCCCGUCGGCCAUCGACCCAAGUGACUCGCGCGAGCCCGAGUCCCCAGAAAGGUCGAGCCGGCGGGAAGCCGGACGAGUCGGGGAAGACGGCCGACCUCAAGGUCCUCUUCUCGAAGCAGGUCCAGCGCGCCGCUGUAUCUGGGAUAAGCAACGACAAGAAGGCGGCGGCGCCCAUCGAUGACAUUGUCAGCGACCCCCUGUCGGAGGAGGAUGAGAUAUCGGAGCUCAACGCCAGCUCCUCCAGCCUCGUUGGCCAGCAUGCACGGAAACGUCUACGGACCGGGGCCGGCACGGUGGUGUCCGAGGCCCCGAAUGCUAGCCAGCGCUUCCUGAGACCGCCAAGGCCUCCCGGUGCCAAUGCUAAUGCUAAUGCUCUCGACGACGACCUGCGUCCUUGGUCGGACCGCUUUGGCCCCCGAAACCUCGACGAGCUCGUUGUGCACAAGAAAAAGGUGUCGGACGUUCGAAGGUGGUUGGAGGAUGUCCUCUCCGGCCGCUUGCCCCAGCGAGUGCUCGUCCUCAAGGGGGCCGCCGGCUCGGGCAAGACGACGACGGUCCGACUGCUCGCCCAGGACAUGGGUUGCGAGCUCCUCGAAUGGAAGAACCCCACCGGCACCUCGGAAAUGGGCUUCGUCUCGACCUCGGCGCAGUUUGACGACUUUCUCGGACGGGGCGGCAAGUUUGGGACCCUGAGCUUGGAAUCGGACAUGGCCUCGGUGCCGGCGAGGGCCACGCCCGUCAGCCAAAGCCACGGCAAGCAAAUCAUGCUCAUCGAAGAGUUUCCAAACACCUUCUCUAGGUCCUCAUCGACGCUCAACUCCUUCCGGAGCUCCAUCCUGCAGUAUCUCGCAGCCCACAUGCCACCCCCCUCCGUUCUCGGACGGCAUACGCAGCAGGAGCCGAUAAAGCCGGUGGUGCUCGUCGUGUCCGAGACCUUGCUGACGACGACGUCGGCGGCCGCGGACAGCUUGACUGCCCAUCGACUCUUCGGACCGGACAUCCUCCGCCACCCCGGUGUAGGGGUCAUUGAAUUCAACGCCGUCGCCCCGUCGCUCCUCGCCAAGGCUCUCGAGCUCAUCGUGCAGAAGGAGGCCCGGAAGUCUGGCCGCAGGAGAACGCCGGGGCCGAUGGUGCUGAAGCAGCUCGGCGAAAUCGGCGACGUCCGAAGCGCCAUCUCGUCACUCGAAUUUCUCUGCCUCAAAGGCGACCAGAAUGCCGAUUGGGGAGCCAAGGUGACUUUUACGAAGCCGAAGAAGGGUGCCAGGGAUGGCAUCGGCUUGACCAAAGGCGAGACGCGGAGCUUGGAGCUGAUAUCGCAACGCGAAGCCAGCCUGGGCAUAUUCCAUGCCGUCGGCAAGGUCGUGUACAACAAGCGGCACGACGAUGCGCCCGACGGGGAUGCCGUCGAGAAGCUGCCCCCCUUCCUCUCGCGAUUCGCUCGACCUCGGAGGUCGCAGGUGUCUGUUGACACGCUCAUCGACGAAACGGGGACCGACACGCCGACGUUCAUAUCCGCGCUUCACGAGAAUUACAUACUAUCGUGCGAGAGCACCGGUCCGAUGGACCUCUCGACGCCCAUGGACUACGUCAACGAGUGCAUCGAACAUCUCUCCCUCAGCGAUCUGCUCCACUCCUCUCGGGACGUUUUUUUCGGCGGCAGGACCAACUUUUCCGGCCGUGAAUCCGGAAGCCAGCUCCUCCGACAGGACGAGAUGACCUUUCACCUGGCCAUUCGCGGCAUGCUCUUCUCCCUUCCGAACCCGGUCAAGCGGAAGACGACGACGAAGGCGAAGGGGACCGACGCAUUCCGCAUGUUUUACCCCACGAGCUUGAAGCUGUGGAGAGCAAAGGAGGAGAUCGAGGGCCUCCUCGACGUCUGGUCGACCAGGGUGCUGAAGGGAGAGGGGCACGCGGACAGGAAGAGGCUCACCGACGGCGCGGGCGCGUUUCGGAAGCCUUUGCAGUCCUCGGCCGGUCUGUCGUGGGUGCAACGCCAGCAGCAGGGCAGAACGCCGGCGACGGCGGAUGGGCCCGAGGACGAGAGCGAGGACGCGUCCCCGUUGGCGUCGCUCGGCAGCUCCGCGCGUGGCGAGAUGCUUCUCGACCGACUCCCCUACAUGGCUCACAUUGCUCGCGCCCGGAAGUCGUCGACCCGUCUCCGCGACCUUGAGAAGGUUGUCUCCUUUAAAGGCAUCAACGCGACCGAGGAAGAGUCGGAUGCGGACGAUGAGACGCCAUCGGGAGAGGCGUGGGCGACGGAUAAGCCGUCGGAAGAGGCAAGCCCGCGCAAGAAGCGAACGGGCAUCAAGGCCGGUGCCAUGUCUGGAUUGCUGGCCCAGAAGUUGGUGCUGAGCGACGAUGAUAUUGAGGAUUCAUGA